Messenger RNA from Dendrobium catenatum, 4061 nucleotides. RefSeq lists its product as uncharacterized. The transcript is spliced from 11 exons. The coding region runs from base 2175 to 3932 and encodes 585 amino acids. Gene Ontology annotation, molecular function: ATP binding; protein kinase activity. The record is from RefSeq and is a predicted model, not a curated record. Gene Ontology annotation, biological process: protein phosphorylation. Lineage: Eukaryota; Viridiplantae; Streptophyta; Magnoliopsida; Asparagales; Orchidaceae.
UACAUUUUUGUUAAAGGAGAGUAAACUACUUAUUCUGAUGUCUGAAUUAGGUGAUGCCUAGUAGCAAGAAGUAGGUGUUAAUUCAAACACACAAGAUCAGUCUCCUUUUUAUUACAAGAAAUUAACAUGCGAUAAUGCAUAAAAGAUAUUCCGGUGUUGGAGAAAGGAGGAUAUAUACUAUGAAAAUUUUUUAAAUUUGAAUGAAAUUGUAACGUUUUAAAGUUCUGAAAUAGUAUGAUUUAGGUUCAAUGCCAUCAAGUGAGUAGAAAAUUAGUCUAUUUAAUUCAUCACAAAAAUAUUUAUUAUCCUUUAUCAUAUUCAUCAUGAUCAUUAAUUCGAAACCAUGUAUACUUUAAUUUAUCAAAAUAAAGUUCAAAGUUUCUAAUAAUUAUAUAAAAAAAAAUUUAUACAUAUUUUAUAUUAUGCACAAUUCUUUUCUAUAUUACAUCUUAAAACUGUGCAUCCAUCCAUAAUACCAAGAUACAUAAUGAUUGAGCAACCUACCUAUGGUCCCACGUGUGCCUUUUCAUCUUAAAAAUAUUCAUCAUAAUAUCUGAUGAGCUAAACACCUAACAGGAUAAACAGUUUUAAUAUAAGGUUCAAACAUAAUAAUAAUAAUAAUAAUAAUAAUAUGCAUACUUUUUUCUGAACUAACAUGAGCAUUUCUGAUUAAAGAAUAUAGCUAGCUUACUAUAGUAACAAACUUUAAAGCGAGACUUGCUUUGAUACUUAAAUAAUAAGAUUUAAUAUAAGAAAAUAAAAUGCAUGUCAAAUAUUAAAUCAUGAAGUUCUACUUAUCAAUUAUUUGCACCAUUUUCAUUUCCAUUGUUUCUCAUUAAUUUCUUAGAGAUGUCAUAUAAUGCAUGUAGGCUUGUGACACAUUUAUAUUAUUAGAUUGUCACCUGGCCAUCGGCCUUAACAAUUUUGAUAAAGUUUGGACAGACCCUUCGAUCUUAAUGUUGAAUUUUGUAGUAUCAACUUUUUAGUAUCGAGAGUUGGGAACUCUCUUAUUUUCUUUAUUUAGGUUCAUCUUAUUAGAACUUGUGCCUCGCAAUGCGCAAGUCAUCAUAGUCUGCCAAUUUAUCUCACAUGACAUGACAUUUCAUUUGCUCCUUUCAAUUUAAUAUAAUUAUUAUCAACAUUUAAAAUUUAUUAGCACCGAUACUCACCUAUUAUUAAUUAAUGUGCUUAACAUGUGUUAAGGGUAGACAUGCUAUGUAACACGUGUUAACAUGUUUUGCACACUUAUGCUUCACAUCACUAAUUGUAUGAAGGGUGCGCCAUUCAUGCCUCAUGCCAUGACAUGUGAUAUUUGUGUUAUUGGCUAAAGUGAUGCAGUGAGUUAUAGAGAAUUUAGGCUAAUUUUAUAUUUUAAUCAUUAACCAAUACAUUCUUCAUCAGACUAAUUAAAUUUUGCAAUUAAAGUUAGAAUAAUUUAAUCUCCAAAUGACAAUUAAUUGCAAUCUAGCCUAAUUAAUCCCUAAUUAAAUUUAAUUAAUAUAUUAAAAGAUUGUUUAUACUAAAUUUUCCUAGUAAUUAGUGAAUUGUUAUCCUAAUAUUAGGAUAUUUUAUUACAUUUAUAACUAAUUAUUGGUCACUAAGUAUACUUACUUAUUGCCAUAUUUAAUUGAUAACUAGUUGGCCUAAUUAAUUUCAAUUUUUAAAAUUGGUAUUGAUUUAUUAUCUUUGUCAUUAAUUAAUGGUUACCUUGCCUUUUAAUCUGGUUAAUCUAAUAUGCUGAUUAUAAAACUUGUUUAAUUAAUUUUUACUUCAUUGAUCAAUGAUUAAUUAGGCAAUUUUAUCAUCAUAAUAAUUCAAUUAGUUUUUAAUUAGCCUGACAAAUCUCCACCAAGCUAAUCUUCUCACGAAUUAUGCUAUUCACUAUGUCUCACGUACAAAAGCAAAAUUGAAGUUUACUUCCAACAUCCAUCGAUUUAGACCUAGUUCUCACCUUUCUGAAGCGUUUCACAGGUAUGAACCCAUUUGCAUCAACUUUCUACCAAACAAAUGCUUAAACAUGAUUUGGAGCUGAGAUCUGAACUGUUUCGGAACUUUAAUAGAAACAAACAGAUCUUCAAUGUCUAGUAUAUACUCCAGCCCAAUUUGUGCUAUUAUGAGUGCUGAUCCAUCUGCGAUGCAGGCGUUUGUAGUACCCAUUUCACUACUUUGUCUAUAUGGGCCUACCUCUUGGAUCAGCUACAACUUGUGCCUUUAUCGUUGGCAAUAGGUAUAGGCUGUCACGACCCAGCUCGGAGGCUCUAAUUAAUGAGGCGGAAACAGACGGUCAGAUGGAUCAAAUACCCCCAUUUCCUUCUCAUAUUGCAAUCAAAUCAAUUGAAUCUCAGCUGGGAGCACCAAUUUUUGAUAUAUUUUCUGAUAUAAGUCCAGAACCCAUUGCGGCUGCAUCACUAGGGCAAGUUUAUAAAGCUCAUCUACUUUCUGGGGAGCUUGUAGCUGUCAAAGUCCAAAGACCUGGUAUGGCGCUCACGCUAACCCUUGAUGCUCUGCUGUUUCAUAUGAUUGGGGGGCAACUGAAGCGCUUUGCCAAGGCUAGGAAGGAUUUGUUGGUUGCGGUUAAUGAGAUGGUAAGACACAUGUUUGAGGAAAUCGAUUAUAUUCUUGAGGCUCAAAAUGCUGAAAAGUUUGCUGCUCUAUAUGCUCUUCCCUUGAGAAGCGGUGAGAGCAAAAGAAUGAGGCUAACGUCCAUAAAAGUUCCCAAGAUUUAUUGGAACUACACCCGUAAGGCUGUUCUCACAAUGGAGUGGAUAGAUGGGAUUAAACUUAUAGAUUCUGAUCGGAUUUCCGAAGUCCGUCUGAAUAGGAAACUUUUAAUUGAUCAGGGAGUUUAUUGCUCUUUGAGACAGCUUCUUGUUGAUGGUUUUUUUCAUGCUGAUCCACACCCUGGAAAUCUUGUGGCUACUGAUGACGGGUCUCUUGCGUACUUUGACUUUGGUAUGAUGGGAGAUAUUCCCCGCCAUUACCGUGUAGGACUUAUCAAAGUGCUUGUGCACUUUGUAAAUCGAGACUCCUUGGGAUUAGCAAAUGACUUUUUGUCGUUGGGAUUUAUUCCUGAUGAAGAGGAUACACAGUUGGUUGCAGAUGCUUUACGUGCAUCCUUUGACACUGAUAGAAGACUUUCAAAUGAUUUUCAGGGAGUAAUGUACCAAUUGUAUGAUGUCAUGUAUGAAUUCAACUUUUCACUUCCUCCUGAUUAUGCCCUGGUAAUAAGAGCACUGGGAUCUUUGGAAGGUACUGCCAAAGCAUUGGAUCCAGAUUUUAAAGUUAUUGAGAGUGCAUAUCCUUUUGUGGUUGGAAGGCUGCUUGCAGAUCCUGAUCCUGACAUGAGGAAAAUAUUAAGGGAGCUUCUUAUUUGCAAUGAUGGCUCGAUUAGAUGGAACCGGUUUGAGCGGCUGAUUGCAGCUAUAUCUGAUCUAUCUUCUGAGGAAACAAAUGAAUCUUCUGACUCGGCUUCAAGAGCUACAUCUGUUCGUGGAUGGAAAUCCUUCGACAUGCAUUCUGUGGUUGCUGCAACGGAGGAUCUUUUGUGCUUUGUUUUAUCUGUGAAAGGUCAAAGGGUCCGGGUUUUUCUCCUUCGGGACAUCAUUAAAGUUGCAGAUGCCUUUCUUAAAGAGGAAACUUUUCGUUGCAGAGAUUUGACGCAAGAAACAACAAAGUGUAGUCAGGAGAGAGUUGAUUUGAUCUCAAGGAUUUGGCUUGGCUUACAAUCCUUCCAGCGAGCCGUGAGCUUGGCACCCGAGCUAUGGGCUGCACUGUUGAUUCGAAUGUUAUUGAAACCUGAGCUUCAUAUAUUUCUGCUCGAGAUCUUAACAGCAAUUGUAGAUCAUUCCAAAUACAGACUACCUGAAGCAUUUUGGCUUUGUUCUUCCAGAAUUCUUCAUAUUUUGGAGGAGAAUAUUUUACGACAUUACUGAGAGACAAUAUAGUCCAGAAUCAUAAUGAGUUUAUAGAAUGCAAUGGCACAAAUUACAGGGUGAGUACUUAUGCUGGAGGAGGCUAAUACUUUUAGAAUAAUAUAAUACUAAAUAGCUAUUUUUUUAUAA